UGUAAAAGCACACCGGAUCGGCUCAGUUUCGCUCAGUUUGUGUUCGGUGCCAUCUGGAGAGUAUACAGUGUGGAGUAUGAGCAGUGGAUUGGAUAUACUGAGUGGGUCCCUUCGUGUGCGAAACGGAUGCGGAGUGGGCUCAGGCCCUUACACCUUUUGCAGAGCCAAUGAAGUCAAAGCAUGUCCCAGUCUAAUGUCACCGGAAACCAAAAGGCUCCUUCCCCCCAACACCGAAACGGUUCAAACCAAACCGUUUCCGAUCAGAGGUGAAAGAGCCAACUAUGUCAACAGCCCCCACGUCAUCGCCAUGGUGGGGCUCCCUGCGCGGGGGAAAACCUACAUCUCGAAGAAGCUGUCUCGGUACUUAAACUGGAUCGGCAUCAAUACCAAAGUGUUCAAUUUGGGCGAAUAUCGCCGUCAUGCGACCACCGCCUACAAAAACCACGAUUUCUUCCGCCCCGACAACCAAGAAGCGAUGGCUUUGAGACAGCAAUGUGCCAGAGAGGCCCUCCAGGACGUGUGCAAAUGGCUGGAAUCCGGGGGUGAAGUCGCCGUGUUCGACGCUACCAACUCAACAAUAGAACGAAGAAGGUUGAUCCAGGAAUAUGUUGUAGACAAAAUGGGCUUUAAACUAUUUUUCGUCGAAUCGAUUUGUGACGAUCCCCAAAUAAUCGAGCAAAAUAUCAAAGAAGUGAAAGUCAGCAGUCCUGACUACGUCAAUAUGAACAAGGACGCGGUUUUGGAAGAUUUCCUCUUACGAAUCCAACAUUAUCAAGAACGGUAUCAGCCGCUGGAUGAAGAAAAGGAAAAGAACGUUUCGUUUAUGAAGAUUUACAACACGGGGGAGAAAUGUCUGGUACAUAAACACGAAGGGCACAUCCAAGCGAGGAUUGUGUACUACCUUAUGAACAUCCACAUUACCCCGCGUACCAUCUAUCUAACAAGGCACGGUGAAAGCGAGCAAAAUCUGGAAGGCAGGAUUGGAGGCGACUCCAAUUUGAGUCCCAGAGGAAGGCAAUACGCCUCCGCCUUGUCCAAGUACAUCCAAGAGCAGCACAUUGAAGGCCUCCGAGUGUGGACUUCGUGGCUGAAACGCUCCAUCCAAACAGCUGCGGGAAUAAACGUGCCACAGGAAAGGUGGAAGUCCCUUAACGAAAUCGAUGCUGGCGUAUGUGAGGAAAUGACCUAUGAGGAGAUUAAGGAGAAGUUCCCGGAGGAGUUCGCCUCCCGGGAUCAAAACAAAUUUGCUUACCGAUACCCCCGUGGUGAGAGUUAUGAGGACCUCGUUGGAAGGCUUGAACCCGUAAUUAUGGAACUGGAGAGACAGGGCAAUGUGUUGGUGGUGUCCCACCAGGCCGUGUUGCGUUGUUUGUUGGCGUAUUUCUUGGAUAAAUCUGCUGAUGAAUUGCCUUAUCUUCGUGUUCCACUUCACACCAUAAUCAAAUUGACUCCAGUGGCGUACGGGUGUCGCGUGGAGCACAUAAAACUGUCCAUUGAUGCGGUCGAUACUCACAGAGAGAAGCCAAAGGAACGGGGACAAAACGCCCAACUGGUGUCACUCUAACCAACACAAUAACAAGUCUUAGAUUAGUUAGAUUAGACUUCAAAUACACAGUGUGUUGUGUAGAUUUGUUAGCACACUGUGUCUGUACGCUUCCUGUGCUUCCUUGCUUAGUUGUAGUUUCUAGCAAUUUUGUAAUCAAAAUGUUUUAAGGUUCCUGGUGAAUUGGAGGAAAAAUUCCGAUUCAAGUCACGCAAAACUUGAAGCAAUUGUGCGGCUAAUGCAGAUCGACUGAUACAGGGUGCCUAUUAUAAUUAAAUGAAUAUUUGAUGUGAUGUACCAAGGUUUAGGUUAAUAUAACCGUUUGUGAUGGAGUAGUUAGUCUUUUCGAGAUCUUAUUGUGUACAUUGUUAUUAUUAUUUGCCAUUUUCCAAUUUAUAUCCCCUAGAUGUUAAUAGUUAUUGGUGUAAUUUACCAUAAACGUGGAAUAUAAUUAUCUUAUUUUUA
Tribolium castaneum (red flour beetle) is the source of this 2008-nucleotide messenger RNA. RefSeq names its product 6-phosphofructo-2-kinase (gene Pfrx). Lineage: Eukaryota; Metazoa; Arthropoda; Insecta; Coleoptera; Tenebrionidae. The transcript is spliced from 7 exons. Gene Ontology annotation, biological process: fructose metabolic process; fructose 2,6-bisphosphate metabolic process. Gene Ontology annotation, molecular function: 6-phosphofructo-2-kinase activity; ATP binding; fructose-2,6-bisphosphate 2-phosphatase activity. The record is from RefSeq and is a predicted model, not a curated record. The coding region runs from base 77 to 1564 and encodes 495 amino acids. Gene Ontology annotation, cellular component: cytosol.